Molecule: messenger RNA, 5032 nt
Organism: Haliaeetus leucocephalus (bald eagle)
Lineage: Eukaryota; Metazoa; Chordata; Aves; Accipitriformes; Accipitridae
Gene: RAD54L2
Product: RAD54-like 2 (S. cerevisiae)
Exons: 22
Coding region: 139-4563 (1474 amino acids)
Cellular component (GO): nucleus
Molecular function (GO): ATP-dependent chromatin remodeler activity; ATP binding; ATP hydrolysis activity
Source: RefSeq, a predicted model, not a curated record
AGCCAGCAAAAUGCAACCAAAGUGGCGCUUCCAUUACUAAGGACAAAACCACAGGAGCCUAUUUCAUCCAGUUACUUUCCAUGGCUGCCUCACGGUAGAACAUGAGCAGGUAAUGCACAAGGAGCACCACUGGGAAUCAUGUCAGACGAGUCAAUCUCAGGGAGUGAUCCGGACCUGGACCCGGACUUGGAGCAGGAGGAUAUGGAAGAGGAGGAGGAGGAAGAUGAGGAGGAGGCGAUGGAGGAGGAUAAUGAUGGGGAUGACGAGGAGGACUUACUUGAUGAGAGUGACCAACCCCAGGAAGCUGUGUUCAGCGGUGACCAUGUUGAACAUGCAGAGGAUGGAGAAUGGCAGCGCUCUACUUCAACUACCUCAUCUCAGAGUGAGCGGGCAGAGCGACUUUUGCAGAACCAGCACAAGAGCCUGGCCUCUGAGGACACCAAAAAGAAGAGGGCUCAGAAACCGUCUCACAUGCGGAGGAACAUAAGAAAGCUGUUGCGUGAGGACCAACUGGAAGCCGUGACAAAAGCAGCCCAGCAGGAAGAGUUGGAGAGAAGGAAACGGCUAGAACAGCAGAGGAAGGAUUACCCAGCCACUAUACCAACUGUACCCCUAGAGUUUCUUCCUGAGGACAUCGUUUUCAGAACAGCAGAGGCUACUCAGCUCCCCCCUCAGGUCCUGGCUGAGGAAGUGAUUUGCCUAGAUAGUACCAGCAGUGGCAGUGAAGAUGAUGCUAAAGGAAAAAAUAGCAUUAAAGAUGAAGUGAUUGAGCUGAGUUCAGGAGAGGAUGAUGCCCUCCAAAUUGUGGACAGCAGUGAUUCUGGCAAUGAAGGGGAGGAGGAUGGCAGUGAAGAGAGCAGUGGCUCUCAUGUGAAUGAUGCCUUAAAUAAGUCAGAUGCUCUGGGGCAAGUCAUUGUCAACAUCAAUCAUCCACCAAACGAGGAGGACAUUUUCCUGGCUCCCCAGCUUGCACAUGCAGUAAAACCUCAUCAGAUUGGUGGGAUCCGAUUCCUAUAUGACAACUUGGUCGAGUCCUUGGAAAGAUUUAAAACCAGCAGUGGGUUUGGGUGUAUUUUAGCACAUAGCAUGGGCCUGGGCAAGACCAUACAGGUCAUCUCUUUCUUGGAUGUACUUUUUCGGCACACGGAAGCAAAGACUGUUCUUGCCAUUGUACCUGUGAAUACGCUCCAAAACUGGCUAGCAGAAUUCAACAUGUGGCUCCCAGCACCUGAAAACCUUCCUGCUGAUUAUAACUCCAAAGAGGUCCAGCCCCGCACCUUCAAAGUCCACAUCCUGAAUGACGAACACAAGACAACAGCUGCACGUGCAAAGGUGGUGAAUGACUGGGUCAUAGAAGGUGGUGUGCUGCUUAUGGGAUAUGAAAUGUACCGUCUCCUCUCACUGAAGAAGUCCUUUGCCACUGGCAGGAAGAAGAAAACAAAGAAACAAACUGGCCCUGUCAUUAUUGACUUGGAUGAGGAAGACCGGCAGCAAGAGCUUCUGAAAGGGAUUGAGAAAGCUUUGUCUCGCCCUGGCCCAGAUGUGGUUAUUUGUGAUGAGGGACACCGGAUAAAGAACUGCCAUGCCAGCACUUCGCAGGCCCUGAAGAACAUCCGCUCCCGCCGGCGGGUGGUGCUGACUGGCUACCCCCUCCAGAACAACCUCAUUGAGUAUUGGUGCAUGGUAGACUUUGUCCGACCUGACUUUCUAGGCUCACGGCAGGAAUUCAGCAACAUGUUUGAGCGCCCUAUCCUGAAUGGGCAGUGUAUUGACAGCACCCCUCAAGAUGUCCGUCUCAUGAGGUAUCGCAGUCAUGUCCUGCAUAGCCUGUUGGAAGGCUUUGUGCAGCGGCGAGGCCACAAUGUGCUGAAGGUUCAGCUCCCAUCUAAGGAAGAACAUGUCAUUUUGGUACGUCUAUCAAAGAUACAGCGGGCCCUUUAUACGGAGUUCAUGAACCGGUUCCGAGAUGCAGGCAACAGUGGCUGGCUGGGACUGAACCCACUCAAAGCUUUCUGUGUCUGUUGUAAGAUCUGGAAUCAUCCAGAUGUGUUGUAUGAAGCUCUGCAAAAGGAGAAUCUGGCAAAUGAGCAGGAUUUGGAUGUGGAUGACCUUGGCACAGCAAGUACUAAUUCCCGCUGCCAGCCUCAGGGAAUUAAAGUCAAAACAGAGAGUAGUGCAUUGGCAUCACCAGUUGGAGAAGCUACCAAUAGCAAGUUCCUCCAGAGCGUUGGCUUCAACCCUUUUCAGGAGAGAGCAAAUCAGGUUGUUACUUAUGAGUGGGCCAAAGACAUCUUGUGUAAUUACCAGACGGGAGUCUUGGAGAACUCACCCAAGAUGGUGUUACUGUUCCACCUAAUUGAGGAAAGUGUGAAGCUUGGAGACAAGAUCUUGGUCUUCAGCCAGAGCUUGUCCACGUUAUCCGUCAUUGAAGAGUUUUUGGCAAAGAGACCAAUGCCGAGUCCUCCAGGCUCAGAUGGAGGAGUUCACAACUGGGUCCGAAACAUCAACUAUUACAGACUGGAUGGCAGCACCUCUGCCUCGGAAAGGGAGCGACUGAUUAACCAGUUCAAUGACCCCAGCAACACCUCUGUUUGGCUCUUCCUUUUGUCCACACGUGCUGGGUGUUUGGGUGUCAACCUCAUUGGAGCAAACAGAGUGGUGGUGUUUGACGCUUCUUGGAACCCGUGCCAUGACGCCCAGGCUGUGUGCCGAGUGUACCGCUAUGGGCAGAAGAAGCCUUGCCACAUUUACAGACUGGUUUCUGAUUACACCCUUGAGAAGAAGAUCUAUGACCGUCAGAUCUCCAAGCAGGGCAUGUCGGAUCGGGUGGUAGAUGAUCUCAACCCAGUGCUGAACUUCACCCGGCGGGAGGUGGAGAACCUGCUGCAUUUUGUGGAAGAAGAAUCUGAUCCUGCUCAGCUCUCCCUCAAUCCAAGCAAGAUGAAGGAGUCUGUUCUACAAUUAGCCUGUCUCAAGUAUCCUCACCUCAUCACCAAGGAGCCUUUUCAGCAUGAGUCACUGCUGAUCGACCGGAAGGAGCACAAGCUGACCAAGGCAGAGAAGAAAGCAGCCAAGAAGAGCUAUGAGGAGGAAAAGCGAGCAUCCGUCCCCUACACCCGGCCGUCUUACGCACAGUAUUACCCAGCCAGUGACCAGAGUCUGACGAGCAUCCCUGCCUUUAGCCAGAGGAACUGGCGACCAGCCCUCAAGGGUGAGGACAAGCCGGUAGCAAGCGUCCGCCCAGUUCAAUCCACCCCCAUUCCUAUGAUGCCCCGGCAUGUCCCCAUGGGCAGUGCAGGAUCAACCUCAAGUUCCAACCCCGCUGUCAACUUCCCCAUCAACUAUCUACAGCGAGCCGGUGUCUUUGUGCAGAAGAUUGUCACCACCACAGAUAUUGUGAUUCCGGGUACAAACACAUCCACUGAUGUACAGGCAAGAAUCAGUGCUGGUGAGAGCAUCCACAUCAUCCGAGGGACAAAAGGGACGUAUAUCCGGACCAGCGAUGGGCGGAUUUUUGCUAUCCGGACCACUGGGAAGCCAAAGGGCAAUGAAGACCGUCGGACAGCUGCCUCAGGCUCCCAGAGCUCUUCACUGGAGUCCACAAGCAAUGGUAGACACAGUGCCUCAUCACCGCAGCUCCCCAGCACGGAGGAGCUCACUCGGCCCAUAUCCCCUGACAGCCCCGAGAUCAUCAGCGAGCUGCAGCAGUAUGCGGAGGCAGCGGCUGCCCGGGAGUCCCGGCACAGCUCUCCCAGCACCAACGCAGUGCAAGGCCACCCUGCCCGCACAGACAACGCGCCUGGCUUAGCAGCCCGAGGAGCGGAGCAGCAUGUGGGGAUUCACUGCAUGGCUCCCUCUGUGUCUUCAGCCCUACCGGCCACCAGCCAGCACGUCGAUGCCCACUCAGUGUUGGACUUACGGGGCAACAAGCGCAAGUCGACUUCGCCGUCGGCUCCGGAGGAGCAAGCCCGCAGGCAGCAGAAGAAGCGCCAGUUGCCAUCGUCCAUGCAGCCGUACGAACACGGGUACCCCGUCUCUGGUGGGUUCACCAUGCCUCCUGUCUCUUUAAACCACAACCUAACCCAUCCAUUUGCCUCCCAACCAGGAAACUCCUUGUACAUGGGCACUGGCUCCUCUUAUUACCAGCUGCCCAAUUUACUCCCAGACCCUCAUCUGGUGUUCCCUGUGACUACUGACCCUCUGCUGACAGCCGGCACCGCCAGCUCUUCUGCUGCUACCUCAGCCACCGCCAGCGUCCCCUCAUUCAUGCUAAACCCUUCUCUGACCGGGGUGCUGCCCAAUUACUCUCUUCCCUUCACGCAGUCACUCCUGCCCGAGCCCAGGAUGUUUGCUCCUUUCCCAGCCCCCGUCUUGCCUAGCAGCCUUUCCAGGAGCAUGGCAUCUGCCUACCCUGGCUACAUGUCCCCUCACUCGGGCUACCCGGCCGGGGGCCUCCUUCGGUCCCAGGUGCCUCAGUUUGAACCCCAGGAGGUCCCAGAGGUGGGAUGCAGCUCUAAUGACGAGGACAAAGACGACGAUGUUAUAGAGAUCACAGGGAAAUAAUGGGCCCAGCUCCUGCUUGGUCUCAGCUCUGCCAGGAGGCAAAAGUUGCAGGACCUUUUUGGGAGUCAGGAUUUCCCCUCUGGGCCACAGCAGCGGGUGGAGAAGGAUGCGAAGGGUGUGGCGUGGGGGUUGUUUUGUUCUUUUCAUUUUGUUUUGUUGUUUUUUAGCUGUCAAGGAUCUUAAUUGUAUUAGGGACUGGGAGAUGGGAGGGGGAUGGAGUGGACCUGCAAGGGCCUGGGGUGCAAGAGCCAGGGGAGGAGGGAAGCAGCAAUGCAAACCAUAGGAGUGCCUCCCUCCCACGCUGUCUGUCUGUCUCUGUUCUCUGUCUUGUCUGGAAGGGGGAGGCUUGGUGUUGCGAGUUCCUGCCCUUCUCAGGCCUGGAGGCAUGGGCUUGACCGCUGGCAGGGCCGAGCUCCCUCUCACAUGAACUGCCUUAUCUGUGAACUUCUCUCACUCCGGGAGGUGUGGG